Messenger RNA from Lytechinus variegatus (green sea urchin), 3305 nucleotides. Its product is annotated as RNA-binding protein FUS-like. The coding region runs from base 141 to 2246 and encodes 701 amino acids. NCBI's taxonomy places the organism in Eukaryota, Metazoa, Echinodermata, Echinoidea, Temnopleuroida, Toxopneustidae. Gene Ontology annotation, molecular function: nucleic acid binding; zinc ion binding. The record is from RefSeq and is a predicted model, not a curated record. The transcript is spliced from 8 exons.
CCUAGGCUAGGCGCGGCACGAAUUGAAAACUGCGCUGCAUUCGGCUGGAUGACUGAAGUAGACAGACUCCACAGAGGCAGACAGAGAGGAAAUCUUUCCCAGAGGGUUGAUGUCAGGGAUCCCACAGAUCUGCACCAAAAAUGAGCUCUCAGUAUGACACUUCACUAACAACAUUUGCAUCAAACUUGUUUGACAGUCAACCUGCGCAUCUUCAGAAUCUGUUACAAGGCUUACAAGCAAUAACUACACUGACCGACCAGAAUACAAAGGCAGCAUCAGACACGAAGCCAAAGAUGGCUCAAGGGCAGUAUAGCGCAACCGCUUCUACACUAAGUACCUUAGCAGGAUAUAGCACCAGUGGGACUGUGGACAGUAUGUAUGGUAGUAAGUCUUAUGGAAGCGGUGCAUAUGAUAGUGAGAUGUAUGGUCAAUUUGAUUCAUCCUUUGAGACAGGAGGAGGUGGAUAUUAUGGGGGUCAAGAGUAUAGUGAAAGCAGCAACGAAGGCGGAUGGAAGUCAUCAGGUCAGAACUACAAUGAUGGGUCCAGUUAUCAAGAGGGGUAUGGCGAGACGGGUGGCCAAGGUUAUGAUAGCAGCUUUCAGGGAGGUUAUGGGACAAUGGGCAAGGGUUUCAAUAGUCCGGAAAGAGGUCGAGGAGCAAGCAGUCAAGGAGGAAGCAGUCGAGGAGGAAGCAGUCGAGGAAGGGGUCGUGGGCGGGGUGGAAAUGAGUCCAGCGGGAGGGGAGCAGCAAAGCGAAGAAUGCCCCAGGGAAGCUAUGGAGGUGCUGAAGAGUAUGGAGAUACAGGUUAUAACGGGAACACAUGGGGAAGAGGUCGAGGGCAUGGAACAGGGGGCCAAGGAUCAGAUAGUUCCAACCGAGGAAGAGGUCGAGGUUCGAAGGGAUUCGGUCGUGGUGAUAAUUCCCGUGGAAGGGGCUCGGCAAAGAGGGGAAUGCCUUUUGGAGGUGGAGGUCAAUUUUCUAAUUCCAGUGCACGCGGAAGAGGAAGAGGUUCUGAAGGCAGCGCAUGGGGAAGAGGUCGUGGAACAGAGGGAAGAGGAAGAGGGUCAGCAAAGAGGGGAAUGCCUCAAGGAGCCGGUGGGUCUGGACCUGCAGCAAAGAAAGCAAAAUGGCAAAACGAUCAGCAGGGGACAGCAGGGAUUAAUGAACAAAGAUGGGGUGCAGAGCAAGGAUGGUCUCGAGAACGGGUAUGGAGAGGAAACAACAAAGAACAACGUGGACGUGGCAGGGGUUCUAGAGGCCGUCCAGGAGCAGGAGGACCUCCUCAGAAAUUCAAACUUGGCGAAAAUGCUGUAGAAUAUGGAUUUGAUGGGAAACUUGCUGGACCAGAAAGGUUCGCUAAGACCCGUGGACAAUUCAAAGUCUGUGAAAUCUGUAAUAUAACAAUCAACUCCGUUGGAUGUGCCAAUGACCACUAUAAAGGCAAGCCUCACUUGAAGAAACUUGAAGCUCAUAUGAAAAAAGAAGAAUUAAAGAAAACUGUUGAUUUGAGCACUGGGAAGUGCGAGGUAUGUGAUGUUGUAUACACCUCCCCUCAACAAAUUACAUCACAUCUGGCAGGAGGCAGGCACAAAAGGAAUGUUGAAGAAGCCAAAGCUAAAGCUGAGGGAAGAUCGAUUCCAACAGGUGAUGAGAAGAAAGGAGAAGCUGCUGCAGCAGCAUCAUCUGGUGAAAACCAAGAGGUACCUCAUGAAAAGAAACAAGAGGUGGACACAGAGAAUAAGACGGAUGCUCCCGAUGUAGGAGAAAAGGCUUCAUCAAACGAACGUCCUGAACAUGAAAAUGUGAAACCCCCCAGAAAGAAGAGGAAACCCGCCAAUCCAGACAAGGUACCAGGAGAAGUUAGAUACUUCCAUUGUGACCUGUGCAACAUCAACACCACAUCUCCUGAGCUUCUUGAGGCCCAUUUCCUUGGCAAAAAACACAAGUUAACAGUGCAAAAUAUUGAGAGAACAAACAAAUCGUGCACCACGAAGGCGGACAGCAUGUUUAUGUGUCAGCUAUGUAACAUCAGAGCUACAGACACCUAUACGCUGAAUCUGCAUUUGGUUGGCAAAAAACACAUGAAAAAGAUGGAGCAAAGCAAACCUCGGAAACCACGGCCAAUGAUGAAGUCAAAACCAACAUCACAGAAUCAAACUGAUAAGACACCUUUGAAUCCAGAAAAUGAAGAGCUCUUUGAAACAGAAACAGCGAUGGACACACCCAGGUUCGAGAUCUGUGACUAAACAAGAUGCUGAUAUAAAUUCAUCCAUACAGCAAAGCCUACAAGAAAGUACAGCCGAUAUGCCACCUCUCCAAUUCUAAAUGGUUGAAGAAACCAGCUAGAUCGGAUUUAUCUUAAUGUACUGAGAUAUGGAAGCUUUAAAGUGACAUCAUCUUGAUGAGAUGGUAAGAUAUCUUAUCUUGCCAUGUCGAUAUAAUGAGGCUACUUAUCUUACUAUCUCAUCAAGUCAUUGGCUUUUUAAAGCUUCCGUAUUGAUUCUAUUCAAUGUAUAGUUUUGUAUGAUAUUUUGGGAUAUUUGUAAGUGCGAUUUUUAUGAUGAACAUGUUAAGACAGUGCUGCUUUAAAAUAAUUUCUAAGCAGGCUGAUGAUAAAAAGAAGCCUAAAUUCAGAAAAGUGAUAUUAUAGAUUGCACAGAAUUGUAAAUAUCACAAGAGCCAAUUCCAAGCAUGUUGUUUGCCAGUAAGGAAAAAAAUAAACCUACAGUUUUUCAGGAUCUCAAUCAUUGGCUUUGCUUAGCCGUAUUUUAUUCAGGUCGCUUGAGAUGAGUAAUAGUAUUUUCAGAUGGAAAUGAUUUCAUCCUCCUUCAUCUACCUGAAGACACGUAAAGAAUAUAUUACAUGCAUUACUGAACUGUUGACUCAUUUGUUUUGUGAAUGUGGAAAUGUUUUUGUGUAAGUCUAUUAUGUGAGUUGGUAUCUUAAAUAAGUACUCGGUUAGAUGUAGAUCAGUUAUCCUUUGCUUUUAUUUCACUCUCUGGUGACAAGAAUCAUAAAAACCACACCUGAAUACAUGUGGGAAAGAUUUGAUCCAGCUGAUUCUGGCAUCAUGAAGCUUGCAAAUGAAAACAUCUUACUUUAUGGCUAGGCUUCAACCUAUAAACUCUCUCUCACUGUGCUUCUUAAAAAACCUCAUCUGAUUUGUUUGCUUUCCAAACCAGUUCAUUUGAUCUAGUCUCGUUAUUAGAUUUUUAAAAUGCCAUGGUACCUUUGAAUAGAGUGAAACCUGGGCCCUGUUGUACAAAGAGUUACGAUUGAUAAAAAGGACAUUGUGCAAAUUUUUC